Molecule: messenger RNA, 5496 nt
Organism: Rhipicephalus sanguineus (brown dog tick)
Lineage: Eukaryota; Metazoa; Arthropoda; Arachnida; Ixodida; Ixodidae
Product: translation initiation factor IF-2-like
Exons: 9
Coding region: 1-1164 (387 amino acids)
Source: RefSeq, a predicted model, not a curated record
AUGUCUAAGUGGGAGGACGCCAAGACUGCACUGUCACCGAAUGAAAGAAUCGAUGUUUCUUGGGCAAAGGUCUUUGCUGUGAAGACUACAGCAGACGUCGAACAAGGGUUUGGCGAGAACAAGAACCUUUUUGAGGGGCGCAGUUCACUUAAUAUUGCAAGCAUCAAUGGCAUACGGCAAAUAAGGAGUCACUUGAACCGCUACAGUGGUGAUGCCACGGAAGUUCCCCUUACUACUGAACUGAUUUGGCGUGUGAAGCAGUCCUGGGCAAAGUAUGCUGAGAGGCUUAGCGCAGAAACAAGUGCCCAAAGAUGGAAAGUCAUAGAAGUUGCUACCACCACCACAGAAGGGCUGAUGCAGAAUGACAGGAAGGCAGCGGAGAAAAGUUUGGAGCUAUCCAGGACGACCGGCGAUGCAGCAUCGUACAAGGUGGAGCGCCUGCAGGAGCAACUGGCCUCCGAGAAGCAGCGGUCGCAACGGCUGGCCGAGCGGGAACACGAGCUGGAGGCCCAGUUGCAUGAAGCCCAAUCGCGGGCAGCCACCCUGCAUGAUCGGAGCCAGCGCAUCUGCACUGAGUUGGAGACAAUGCGGCGGGAGAAAAGCAACCUGGAAGCCAAGUUUUCAGCUGUGGCUGUUCAGCUGGCCGAGUCGGAGGCUGCCAAGCAGCGGCUGUACCGGCAGAAGACGCCAGCAAGUGCUGAUGAAAGCCGGCGCCUUUUGGAGCAAAACCAGUGGCUGGAGCAGGAAGCAGCUCGUCUGCGCCAUCAGCUGUCGCACACCGUGGACACCAUGCUUGGCCCACAGCCACGCACCAGUACACCGAAGAAACGUGAAGCCCCCGAAGGUCAGAGCCUACAUCGUGGCCCAGAGGCCCCUACAAUUGGUUUGCACCAGCUGGAGGCACGCCUGCGUACAACACUGCAGAUUACACCAUUGCCUCUGGAUGUGAGUCGUGGCAGCCGUGUUGAUGCAGACCAGUCUUCUCAAGGUCGGGGUGAUGGCCUCAGCGCUGAGCUUGAGCGGUCGCUGCAUGCGGUUGCUCAACGGCCCGAUCGGCUGCGCUCCGAGUCACAGCGUCUGGAGCGAGCGCUGGACCUUGAGACUACCAACAGCAUGGCAAGCAGUGUUGCAUCACCUUCCGCCAAGGCACCACCUGCUCCAUAGCCACAGUUUGUGCACAUCCAUUUUCAUGCCCGUCUAGUGGAAGCACAGCCAACGAACACAGCCUGCCUUCAUGCUGUGCCAAGUUGAAACGUCACAGCAACAUUCUUUUUGGUGCCAGUCAGCACUGUGACCUCGGAAGCGUUUGUGCACCAAUGGGCAGGCCUGCCAACCUGCAUUGUCAUGCCAUCCGUGAGCUAUCUGGUGUUUGCCUUAUGGAAUGUCAAUUGAUUACUAUGGCCGGUGGCAAAAGAAACCAGCGUGUGUGCUGUAAAACUUUGUAUUUGACAGCAUCUUGUUCUCUUGGCAGAUGACGUAAAAUGUGCCACUUCUGUGCCCAAUUGAGAGCUUUCAGUGGCUUGAACGUGGGCUUGACUAGAACUGUGGAUGAGUUAGUACACUUUAUAGAAUUUUUUCGUGCCAGUAUUUGAUGAACCAACUCAUAUUCUGCCCAUUCGAAAUAAUUGGCCCAUUCGUGAGAAUAAUUUAUUUUAGAGUUAAAAACGUUUUACCUUGAGCAAAAUCAUGCAUGUAACCUUGGUAAUUUAAACUCAGUCAUGCAUGUAACCUUGGUAAUUCAAACUCUUUGAUAUCUCAAGAAUUUGUUUAGAGCAAGGUUUGCAUAAAGGGGCAUUUGUUUUUCUACACCACAUUGACCGUUGCAUGCCUUCAGCUCUUCUCAAAGAGUGAAGUUUCCGUUGUUCUAAUGUGCAAGAUUUUCAUGGAAUGUGAAUAUCAGUUUGAUUCAUGAACUCUAUUUGAGUGCGCUUGAAUUAUCAAGGUUCAAAUAUACAAUAGUAGGAAAAGUUUUUUUUCUUUCUUGAAGAGGGUUAUAAAGGAAUCACUGACAUUGCUUGUUUUAGACUCUGAUUUACUUUGGAAAUAUUAAGAUUGUGAUAUUAGAAUGUUAUAAGAAAAAAGAAAGUACUUUUUCCUACUAUUGUAUGUCUUAGUGUUUUAUUUUUAAGUGUUAUUUAGUGCAGCUGUCUAGCAUAGACUGAUAUAAUGGCAUUGUUAUGAAAAUACUAUUGCUGCUGUUCGCUUUAGGUUAUGAUGUGCUCUUGAAAUUUGAUAUUAUUAUAUAAAUUUAAUAUUUCAUUUCUUUUGCAUUCUGCUAUUGCUUCUUCAUUUCUGGCCACAUUGUUGCCACUUGUUCAUUGUAGUAGUUUUAGUCAGCUGCAUACUCAAAAGUGAGCUGCAUAUAUUUACUCAAAAAUAGGUCCAGCUUGAAUAUACCCGACCUCUUAUAUUGAUGUUAAAGAGACAGGGCGAGCAAACAUGGACACAGUCUUUGGUUAAGUAUUUUUUGGAGAAGGAAGUCAGGCCUGUGAUUUCAGAUAAGGAAGGGUAUUUCGAAUUAUGCUAGACAGCAUGUUCUCAGAAAAAGCGUUAACAGCCAUAAAAACGAAUUUUAGGGAGGUAAAACUUAAACCAUCGGUAGUUAGGCAGCGUGCGUGCUGUCGAUCUUUUGUUAAGACAUAAUCUUGAGAGAAUAGCGUGUAAUGUCAAGAAGGCUCGCUCACUUUAGAAUUGUUUUUUUUUUCUGGCGAAAACGCAUAAGAACAAGAUUUCUUUUCGAGCUAUUGUUUCUGAAAAAGGCACCUGGCAAAUCGCUGCUUCUAGUUACUUGCAGAACUGUUUAACCUCAGUGAGUUUUUCAGACCCUUUUUGCAUGUGUGAUCCUCAGGUGCUAGUUCAGUUCCACUCAAAGGAGAACCGUGGUGGUUGUAAAGCUUUUAGCAUGGAUAUCGAAUACCUUCAUUACUCCUUGCUGCAUGAAGGCUUAUUAAAACGUGUUAAGGAUUCUAUCAAAGAACAAGUGCAGGAAACGUUUUCACUGGUAAGUGUGGUGUGCCUACGGAGGCUAUUCUAGAAAUCCUUUUCAUGUAUUUAAAGUCAACGUUGGUAGGUUGGAAGGAAGGCAUUUAUGCACAGAAAUAUGGAAUUUGCAUUGGUCCUAAGGUUGCUCCAAUUCUUAGUGAUUUAUGCAUUAGCAAGAUCAACAAACGCUUAGAGGACGCCUUAGGUAAUUGUAUUAAUUAAGGUUUUCUGGUACAUCGAUGAUUGUUUGAUUUUCUGUAGUGGUGAUGACUUUGAAUCGGUGGUUACGUCAGUGAGCGAACAAUGUGAAUUAAACGGAGGAGGGCUUAACUUCACUAAAGAAUUGCCUCGGAAUGAUGGAAUACAAUUUUUAGACAUUUCCUUAACGUUUCAGGAGGACCACGUGUGCUGGUAAUAUUCUCCUAGAUCUACACCGCUGUUAAACUUCUCGUCGAAACAUUCUAAAAUUGUAAAAAAAAACAGUAUAGCCAUGUCAUGCCUUAAGUCUUCUCUCACUAAGUCAUGUGAACACAAAAUGUGUGCCAGCUUUAACGCACAGGUUACGCGUGUUUUAGGUGUCGGCUAUCCUCGCGUGGCAGUGGCCACAGUUGCUGAACGCCUAAAGGAAUCCAUUUUGUUAAGUCCGAGCAUGGUUGCAGAAAGCAAUAGAAAAAAGCGUGUCAUCGGUAUUCCUUAUGUUCAUUGCGUAUCUCAUAGGCUAAAAAAAGAAGGGGGUAGAUACGAUGUUAAUGUUGUUUUUACGGCUGCCAGUAAGCUAGGUAUAUAAGAUAUGUGCCGCAGUGCAGAGAAAGAAUGAGCGGGUAAUAGAUAAGAAGCAGACUGAUAUUUGUUUUGUGAAACAUACCAAAAAUUCAGUGAUUGCCGUACGUGUGUGGUGUAUUCCGUUUAGCUGCGGUCGCUUUUACGUGGGGCAAACGGAUCGCUGUGUUAACCAGAGAAUAAUGGAACAUAAGAGAUCGCUAACUGGAGGCUCACCGUCUAAUCUAUCUUUACAUUGUCGAUAGUGUAAGUGCACGUCAAAGUUCGAUGAAUGCGCGAUUUUGUACCGGCACAGGAAUGAAGAAAAGCGUUUAAUGGUUCAGGCCUGGCAUAUCGAUAAUAGUGUUAGCGCAUGCGUGAGCCAACCAUCGAUUAACCUGCAUAAAGCAGAAAUCAAGUGUCUGAAUAGUUGUCUCUCACGUAGACCAUCACGCGUGCCGGAUUGAGAGGUUCGCCUAUUGCAUGGGCAUGUACAAAUAAGUUUUCAUGCCUUCUUUCUUUUCCGCCGUUGUGCGUCUCUUCAGUUGUUAGUGGGCGUUUGUGGUGUCUUGACUUCUUUUUUGUGUCAGUGUUUGCACGCCCUGUCUCUUUAACAUGAACACUUACCAACUAGCUUAGCUCUCUGUUAUUUUAAGCUCUUAGAUUGGUCUCUACGAGAAAUUUUAAAAAGUGAUUUGAAUAUAUAGAUCAACCCAUACUUUUUGAGAAAUGGAAAAUUGGAGUAAGGCGCACCUUUAAUUACAAUAAGCACAGUUUGUUUAUAAUACACACGCAUGUAUUGUACACACGUCACUUUUCGUGAGAAAAAAAAAAGCAUCACCUUGAAGGCCUGUGUUUUCUCAACUGCUGGUGACAACCGAGUCACAUACAGUGAUCACAGUUCUGUGGAUGAUGCUGCUCUCAUUUUUAUGGUUUUAUCAGUCAACAGAAAAUCUCGACUGAGUGUGCCAACGUGUGCAGCCACGGUGGCUGAGUCAGAAAUGUAGUCUGCAGCGUUCACAGUGCUCUCUGAAAGUUUUAUUAGAGUUCUUGAUGCUAUUCUUCCUCUUUAUUUCUGUGGUCUGCCAUACCAGUGCAGCUGACGCUUGAGGAAUGGUGGGUACGGCAUUGGAACUUCAUUAGCUCGGUAUUUUUUGCUAGCUUUGGCCACGAAUAUAGGUCGAUACCUAAUUAUGGGUGACGUUUCCGACAAGAAAAGGCCCGCCUAUACUAUAAUAAAUACGAUAGCUGUGCAGCUUUUGUUAACAAAGAAAACGUGUGCUCAUAUUAUCAGGUUGUCAUUAACUGACUGUUCCUUUCAUUCUGAAAUGUGUCAUAAUGAUGACAAGUCUUAGUAGACAUCAUCACAGUGCACUUAAACUUCGUCACCGUCACUGCCAUGCUGAAGUGCGUGCAUGUUGUAACAUUUGUUACAAGCUGUUUAUUACAAUAGUGCAAUUGUCUAGCAUAAACCGAGAUGGUCACACCAGGAAGAAAAUACCACUGCCACUGUUCACUUAGACUGUGACGUUGUUUGGAAAUUUUACAUUGUAUUAUAUAUAAGUGUCAUUUCCCUUUGCUUAUUCUACCACCACUGUUAUUAGUUUUUACCAUGUUGUUGCUGCUCUUUCAGUGUGGAAGUCUUGGUCAAUGUUCUAGCAGUCUUUUUGUGUUUUUAUUGCAUAAUGUGCAUUUACUGGAAUUUCGGAUGCUUUUGCAAUUAGUGCAAUCCGCUUGCUGUCCAAGAACUUACUC